Molecule: messenger RNA, 1885 nt
Organism: Aspergillus heteromorphus CBS 117.55
Lineage: Eukaryota; Fungi; Ascomycota; Eurotiomycetes; Eurotiales; Aspergillaceae
Product: TFIIH/NER complex subunit TFB2
Exons: 1
Coding region: 395-1654 (419 amino acids)
Biological process (GO): nucleotide-excision repair
Cellular component (GO): transcription factor TFIIH holo complex; transcription factor TFIIH core complex
Molecular function (GO): ATPase activator activity; double-stranded DNA binding
Source: RefSeq, a predicted model, not a curated record
CUCAGCCUUCCAGGCUCAGCGCACAAACAGCCUCUGUGUUUACGUCGCAUCAUGCUGCAGACGUGAUUCGUGCAGACAAGAUGGCUGCUGCACCGUCGUCCCGUCCGUUCGAGUAUCUCGAAAGGCUUCCUGGCACGGUCUUCUUCAAACUCUACCAGCAGCCAUCAACCGCCCUCGCCAUCUUCCGGCGCAUGCUGCCUGACCUGGGUAUGUCGGCCACCGUGGGCCAUGGGUCUUAGGCUGUGACUGACCUAGAUGCCAGCAAAAUGCUUUGUCAUGGCACUUCUUUACCUGAAAGAUCCGCUGCCCGCGGCGGAUCUGGAGGUCUGGGUUAAAUCUGAAAGCUUGAAGUGAGUCUAGUAGUCUACAGCUAGCUACCCUGAGGUUCCCUUCAAUGAUUAUUAACACCCUUCUCCUUUUCUCUGCGUCAAGGGAGCGAGACCACGCGCUCUCCAUCCUGGGACGGCUGAACAUCCUAUCCAAUACCACCACCGCGAACAAUGUCCGAGCCUACAUGGUCACCAAUCCGUUUGCCGCCUCAUUGCGCCAGGCUCUUACGGGGGCCGAACAGACACAAUCGUUCGGUGUACUGUCACACACCCCCGGCCGUUCAGCUGUCUCCAUAGCCGACCUGGACGAAUACGCAAGACGGCAGUGGGAAGGCCUACUAGGCUUCAUGGUCGGAACAAGUGGCUUGGGAAUACGGGAGGUGAGCUUGAGCAUGGGCGUGAAACAGCUUCUGCAGGCUGGAUCCCUCGUUGAGAUCAGGGGCACUCGCGUCGAUAUCACCCAGGACGGGUUUGCCUUUGUUCUGCAAGAUGUCAGCACGCAGGUGUGGCAUAUCCUGGUCCUCUACGUCGAAAGCGCCGCGGCCAUGAACAUGGACAGUGUCGAGGUCCUUUCGUUCAUCUUCCUUCUUAGCAGUCUGGAGCUCGGAAAAUCAUACGAGAAGAAACACCUCACCUCAACCCAGCUCCAUACCUUGACUGACCUGGCCGACUUUGGCAUUGUAUACCAGGAGUCGCCCGACUCUUCCCGUUUCUACCCUACUCGUCUUGCGACCACCCUUACUUCCGACUCCAACGCCCUGAACAACCCCAUCUCAGGCUCUCUAUCCAAUCCUACGGGCGACCCCUCCAGCAAGGCGGGAUCAGGCUUCAUAAUCAUUGAAACCAAUUACCGCCUGUAUGCAUACACCUCGUCGCCACUGCAGAUCUCCCUCAUUGCUCUUUUCACAACGCUGAAAUACCGCUUCCCCAACCUGAUCACCGGCAAGAUCACCCGCCAGUCGGUUCGUCGCGCUGUCGAGAUGGGCAUCACCGCCGACCAGAUUAUCUCCUAUCUCUCCACCCACGCACACCCCCAAAUGCGCAAGCACAACGCCUCUCGCUCGACGUCAAACCAGGCCGGAGUACCGGGUGCCAUUUUGCCGCCGACGGUCGUUGACCAGAUUAAGCUCUGGCAGCUGGAGCGGGACCGUGUCAAGGCCACGACUGGGUUCCUCUUCAAAGACUUCGCCAAUUUGGCGGAGUACGAGGCUCCAUGCCGCUAUGCGGAGGAAAUCGGUGUCCUCGUAUGGAAGUCUGAUCGGAAGCGGAUGUUUUUCGUGACGAGGCAUGAACAAGUCGCGGCUUUCCUGAGGAGCCGGAAAUGAUUUGGAUACUACGGCGAUGCCGUCCGGGCUAGACUACUGCCGGACUAUCUAUCUCCUUGGUUCUUCUUUGGAUCUACUACGCUGCAUAGAGGUAUGGCCUAGCUUUUGCAGAUUCCGGGGUAUUCACGAGAUGGCGAAGCUGAAUUGGAUACGAGAAAUCGACCAUGGGUUCUCAAAAUGUACAAUAACUGGAUACAGCCGAGAACAAAAGCAAAAACAGGAGAAAACUAG